Arachis ipaensis is the source of this 2297-nucleotide messenger RNA. Its product is annotated as protein ASPARTIC PROTEASE IN GUARD CELL 2. The record is from RefSeq and is a predicted model, not a curated record. NCBI's taxonomy places the organism in Eukaryota, Viridiplantae, Streptophyta, Magnoliopsida, Fabales, Fabaceae. Gene Ontology annotation, biological process: proteolysis. Gene Ontology annotation, molecular function: aspartic-type endopeptidase activity.
GUGAUAACAAAAUUGAUGUGGCACCCAACUACCUUUCUUUCUUUCUUUCUUUCUUUCCAUCCUGCUGGAAAUCACCACAACUCCAUCAACUACCCUUUGGUGGAAAUAUUCAUAUAUCCAUUCACCAAUAUCAGGAAUAUUAACUACACAAAACAGAUGUAAUAUAGUAAUAGUGGCCUCUCUACUCAACUCACCCUCUCAUAUCAUACCACGAUUUAAAAUCAUAACAAAAUACUAAACUACAAAAACAGAAACUUCCACCAAUUCAAUUAUUUCAACAGUAGAAAUCAUCAACCUUUUCCCCUCUACAGUCUACACUCUACACUACACAUACACCCAAAACCAAACCAAAUAAAUCCCCUCCCCACCCUCCAUUCCACAACACACUUCGCACUCCCAACUGAAAAUCCAAUUGACUAACACACACAACAACAACAACAACGACAACAGCCAUUAAUUAUGUCACCCACAAAGCUUGCACCUUUGCAGGGCACAAUGCUUCUGCUGCUCUUGAUCCUUCUAACCACCACCAUUACCAUUACCGCUUCCACUCCAUCAUCACCUUCCAACAAGCUCAACCACCCUCAUUUCCAGGAGCUCAACGUCAAACAAACAAUAGCAGAUACCAAACUGAACCCAACCCUAAUCCCAAAAACACCCCAAAAACACAACACCACCAAACAUGAAGGAUCAGCAAAAUGGAAGCUCAACCUACUUCACAGAGACAAAGUCACCACCUUUAACGCCACCCAAGAUCACCGCACCCGUUUCAAUGCACGAAUGCAAAGAGACGCCAAAAGGGUCUCCGCCCUCCUCCGCCGUCUCUCCGCCGCAGCCGGAAAAACCAGCAACUACGAAGCAGAGGAGUUCGGGUCGGACGUAGUUUCGGGUAUGGAGCAAGGCAGCGGCGAAUACUUCGUCAGAAUCGGAGUUGGAAGCCCACCGAGGAACCAAUACGUUGUCAUCGAUUCCGGCAGCGACAUCGUCUGGGUCCAAUGCCAACCCUGCAAUCAAUGUUACCGUCAAUCCGACCCGGUUUUCAACCCGUCAGAGUCUUCUUCUUAUUCCGGCGUUUCUUGUGGCUCCAACGUAUGCAGCCGCCUGGAGAAUGCCGGCUGCCACGAGGGGCGGUGCCGGUACGAGGUUUCCUACGGCGACGGGUCCUACACGAAAGGGACACUUGCCCUUGAGACUCUCACGUUCGGGCGAACCGUGAUCCGAAACGUGGCGAUCGGGUGCGGGCACAGCAACCAAGGAAUGUUUGUUGGGGCUGCUGGGCUUUUGGGCCUUGGUGGUGGGCCCAUGUCUUUUGUGGGCCAGCUUGGUGGCCAGACUGGCGGUGCAUUUAGUUAUUGUUUAGUGAGUCGGGGCAUCGGGUCGUCCGGGUCACUUGAAUUCGGUCUUGAAUCCAUGCCCGUGGGUGCUUCAUGGGUCUCCCUGAUCCAUAACCUGCGGGCCCCGAGUUUCUACUAUAUUGGGCUCUCGGGUCUUGGGGUUGGGGGCAUUAAGGUAUCCAUACCCGAAGAUAUUUUCAGGUUAACGGAAACAGGGGAUGGAGGAGUGGUGAUGGACACCGGCACGGCCGUGACUAGGCUGCCGACAGUGGCGUAUAAUGCAUUCCGGGAUGCUUUUAUCGGGCAAACCACAAACUUGCCUCGGGCAUCCGGAGUAUCCAUUUUUGACACGUGCUAUGAUUUAUACGGGUUUAUGUCGGUUCGGGUCCCGACCGUAUCGUUUUACUUCUCGGGUGGGCCAAUUUUGACCCUGCCAGCUAGGAAUUUCUUAAUUCCUGUUGAUGAUGUUGGAACAUUCUGCUUUGCAUUUGCUCCUUCUCCUUCGGGGCUUUCCAUUAUAGGUAACAUCCAACAAGAAGGGAUUGAAAUUUCAGUUGAUGGAGCUAAUGGGUAUGUGGGAUUUGGACCCAAUGUUUGUUGAAUAAGCAUGUACAUGUACACCAACCAUCUGAAUUUUUGUUAGUCUUAGUAAGUAAUGUUACAUAUUCACUAUUGUACUAAUAUCAUAUAUAUUAUAUUAUACUUAGCUAUAUUGUAUUAUUGUAAUCAUAUAAGCUCCACUUUUUAUUAGGUGCUAAAAGCAAUUUUUAUUUAGUGUGCAAUAGUGUGUAGGAAGGAACAUAUCUAAUAUGUUAUAAUGAGUGGUCAAACAUAAACAUUGCCAAGGGGCUAACAAUGAACAUAGUCAAAAGGUCAAUUGCACCAUUGGGUUUAUGUUGUGCAUAGUCAUAAGGAGGAUCCAAGACAUAGGAAGAGUUAUAAAUGAUUCAGUCUCUCUCUCAA